Messenger RNA from Fusarium vanettenii 77-13-4, 462 nucleotides. RefSeq lists its product as uncharacterized. NCBI's taxonomy places the organism in Eukaryota, Fungi, Ascomycota, Sordariomycetes, Hypocreales, Nectriaceae. The transcript is spliced from 2 exons. The coding region runs from base 1 to 462 and encodes 153 amino acids. The record is from RefSeq and is a predicted model, not a curated record.
AUGGCAGAGACAGCGCCCAUUCCCAUCAUUUUGUGUGGUAAAACAGAAGGGAUAGGCCGAGCAGUCAUUGCAGCCUUGAAGCCCGAGAUUGAAGUUGUUCACUUUGUUCUCGCUGGAGAAUCAGGUCAGACCAUAAUUCCCCCUCUUCUGGCAGGCGAGUCUCCACCUUCUCAUCCCGAGAGCAGCACCAUCGGGAGCGGGAAUUACGCUCAGGUUCCACGUGCCAUUCUCCUCGGUGGCGCUUUCGACGAAGGGACGAUAGCUACGUUGCGAGACGCGGUCAAGGCGACUUCGGGGGCGCGCAAGAUUCCUUGGAUUCUUCAAGAUUUAACGCUACCGGCACCUCCGGUCGGCACGCCUGAAUAUUCAGCGCUUAUGACCAAGAGGUCUAAGGACGCUCUGUUGAAGUUGGACCAAGAUGGAAAGUUAGAUGGAAGCCAUGAUGGGAUUGAGUGGUACUAA